Messenger RNA from Gaeumannomyces tritici R3-111a-1, 2308 nucleotides. Its product is annotated as FAD binding domain-containing protein. Gene Ontology annotation, molecular function: FAD binding. Lineage: Eukaryota; Fungi; Ascomycota; Sordariomycetes; Magnaporthales; Magnaporthaceae. The record is from RefSeq and is a predicted model, not a curated record. The transcript has a single exon. The coding region runs from base 674 to 2194 and encodes 506 amino acids.
UUUUUUUUUUUUUUUUUGACGGGUGAACGUAACUUCCCAAGAGUCCAGUCCACCUUCGUUCUCGAUGAAAAACUAAAUCGGCGGCUCCAUUACCUUAGGGCGUCUCUGCGUAUUUUCAAGCCUUACAUCAUCGUCCUUACAUCAACAUCUCGUUCUUGACAAUGCAGCCGGGCAUCUCUAUCUGCCGACAACCCACGCAUGACGAUUACCAACGCCAAUAAUGAGCAAUCUCACCACCCUGCCUCUGGCCUUUUGCAUGAGGAAAGUUACAUUGCGCACGCCUGGAUAUCCCCCCUGCCCCGGCGCGGCUUCCCCGCAAUCGCCGCCCAAAGCGGACGAGCCCGACCGUAACGCGUAUUUUCCCCGCUAGAAUAUCGACGAACCCCUGAGCUGCCGUCGCCCAGCCCCUGAUUCCACGAUUUGGAAAGGCUUGGCCCGAGGCGCUCGCAUGCCCUCGUGCCUCGGCGUCGUUUAGGGGGGAGAGCUCGCUUAUCGUACAGGACGACAUACAACGCCACCCCGCAGGUAAUAAAGAGCCGACGGGGGAACGCUCUUUCUCACGAUGCUGCUGCUGGCGUCUCUCCCUCCCCAUCCGGCACUUGGUCUCUCAAGGUCCGACUGAGGAAGAAAAAGAGAACCACACAUUCUUUUUUUUCACUUCCAGCCAGCAACCAUGCGCGCGCCCUCGACAUACCUGGGCCUCGCGCUCCUGACCACCGCCGCCGCCGCAUCGCAGACGUGCGACCUGCUCAAGGCCGGCGGCAGCGUCGACGUGCAGACGGACCGCUUCGCCAUCCCCAAGGCGCCCUACGCGGCCGAGCUGGACGAGUACUGGUCGCGGGCGUCGGCGGACCUCAAGCCGGCGUGCGUGGUGCUGCCGACCUCGGCGCAGCAGGUGUCCGAGGUCGUCAAGGCCCUGGGCGCGUCGGGCAACAAGGACACCUUCGCCGUCAAGGCCGGCGGGCUCAGCGCCAACGACGGGCACAACAGCGUGCGCGACGGGGUGCUCGUGUCGGUGCGCCGCCUGACCGAGGUGCGGUACGACGCCGACAAGAAGCUGGUGCGCGUCGGCACCGGCAGCCGCUGGACCGAAGUGCAGCGCGCCCUGGACCCGCACGGCGUGACGGUGGCGGGCUCGCGCGUCGGCGAGGUCGGCGUCGGCGGUUACAUGAACGGCGGCGGCUUCUCGUUCCUCAGCCCGCGCUACGGCUGGGGCGUCAACAACCUCGCCGCGGCCGAGGUGGUGCUGGCCGACGGGUCCGUCGUCACGGCCUCCAAGACGGAGCGCCCGGACCUCUUCGCCGCCAUCAAGGGCGGCACCAACAACUUCGGCAUCGUCACCGCCUACGUCAUGGACGCCAUCCCCAUCGGCCAGGUCUGGGGCGGGCUCAUGUUCUUCACGGGCGGCAGCGACAAGGCCGACAAGAUGCUGGCCGCCAUCGCAAAGUUCACAAACGAGUACCCGGACCACCCCAAGGCCGCCAUCAUCCCGACGGUGCAGCUGGUGCUGUCGGGCCUGAUCGAGCUCUGGGUCGUCUUCUUCUUCUACGACGGCCCCACGGUGCCCGAGGGCGUCUUUGACGACUUCAAGGCCCUCCGCCCGCUCCUCAACACGUGCAAGACCCAGAGCUACGGCGACCUGCUGGCCGGCAACAGCGCCAUCGUGCUGCGCGGCACGCGCUACAAGGUGGCGACCGAGACGGCCGUGCUGCCGACCGACACGUCGCCCGGCUCGAUGCUCAAGGUCAUGCGCGCCUACUACGACCACUGGAGCAAGGUGUCGCGCGACUACGGCGGCAUCCUGGGCCUGACGAGCAGCAUGGCCAUCCAGCCCGUGCCGCGGUCCAUGGCGGCCGCGGCGCGCGCGAGGGGCGGCGACCUGCUGGACAUGGACGCCGACGCCGACCGGCUCAUCUACGAGUACGACCUGUCGUACCUGGCCAACUGGGACGACGGCCUGGCCGAGCGCGCGGCCGACGACAUGACCAAGGGCAUGAAGGCGCUCGUCGACAAGUUCGCCGCCGACGGCGUCACCAAGAACGCCUUCCGGCCCCUCUUUGCCAACGACGUCUACCGCACCCAGGACUACUUUGGCCGCCUGCGGCCCGAGAAGCGCCAGCUGGCCGCCAAGGUCGCCAAGGAGGUCGACCCCAACGGCCUGUUCCGCGACAGGAUGGGCGGGUGGAAGGCUUGAUUGUGGGGGGGCUGAUGUGUGGCAGGGGGUGGGGUGGUGGCUGCGUAAGGAUGUAUAUUUAAAAUGCUAUUCGUAAUGCAGAUGACUGUUGAUGAUAAUGCAUCCAUCUGUCCA